Haliotis rufescens (red abalone) is the source of this 1132-nucleotide messenger RNA. RefSeq names its product protein FAM204A-like. Bases 102 to 884 code for a protein of 260 amino acids. The transcript is spliced from 7 exons. The record is from RefSeq and is a predicted model, not a curated record. Lineage: Eukaryota; Metazoa; Mollusca; Gastropoda; Lepetellida; Haliotidae.
GCGACAGGAGUUAAAAUGGCGGCGCCCAUGUUUGGCAUGUUUUCAAAACAAUAACAAUCUACAUGUUCUUGUGUCUCCUCUGAAAACCCUGACAGACAACCAUGUAUGCACGAAUACCUGCCCCUAGUGAUUUAUAUGGCGAAUCUGGAUCAAAUAAAUCAGACGAAGAUACAACGUGUGCUGAAGCGAAAAGUGAAGAAAGUGACAGUUUUCUGAAAAUUGAAAAAACCGGGACCACAGCCGAAUCUUGUUUGAGGAUUGAAGAUCGCCAAAGCAAACCAAAGAACAUUUCUCAGCAUUUGUGGGAGAAGUUUAAAGUUUUACAGAAGAGAACUGAUGAUGCCACGAGACGAUCCACUGAGAAGAGGAUCAAACAUCUUCAGAGAGAAACACUUGCUAAAGUUCAGGAGGAAAUAACCAAUCCUGAUGAUAUUGACAUUUUGCGAGAACAUGAUGUACGACUUGGGCCACCAGUUAUAAGAAAUCCUGAGAAAACACCAUCAGGCCAAAAGAGGAAAAAUGAAGACAAGCCAAGUGACGCUCCUUCCACGUCGACCAGCAAUGCAGAGUGGCUGGAGGUGCGAGACUUGCUGACCGUCAAUGACCAUCUGAAGGGAGUGGAUCCUGGGAAGCAUGCCCCCAAAACCCAGCUGGAGAAGAACGUGGAUGCAGCCAUUGCUGGUGGAGAUUUGGAGGAGGCGGAAGAGCUCAGUGAUCGGCUUGCCACACGAGAGUUUGGAAAGAAAAUUGCUGAUGCUAUGGAUGCGAGAAACUACCUGAGAGACAAACAGAAAGAGGCUGAGACAGAUAAAGCCAAGAAAAAGAGGAAGUUAAACUGGGGAUUUGAACACAAGCAGCGAUGGGAGACAAAGGGAAAUAUGUAGGAGGAAGCAAUGCAUGCUGGGAUUGAGACAUCUGUUGCCAUGGUUACAUUGCAUUUUGUUUUAUCUGUGUGCCUCACCUUGGAAUCAUGUACAAAACAUGUUCAGUCUGUGGUUGUUCAUGGACAAUGAAUCCAUUUCUUCAUAAAAAUAUAAUUUUCUUUUUUUUAGAUAUUUAUCAUGUUGUUUUCUAGAUCUGAAUAACCAUGUAUUUCUUAGAAUAGAAUUACAAAUAAAAACAUACAAAACAA